Messenger RNA from Aphis gossypii (cotton aphid), 622 nucleotides. RefSeq lists its product as uncharacterized. The transcript has 2 exons. NCBI's taxonomy places the organism in Eukaryota, Metazoa, Arthropoda, Insecta, Hemiptera, Aphididae. The record is from RefSeq and is a predicted model, not a curated record. The coding region runs from base 271 to 582 and encodes 103 amino acids.
UACCUACAGGAACAUGGAUGGUCAUUUCUUCAUCAGUCAGUCUUUAGAGUUAAGUAUUUUCGAACGUGUGAUAAUAAUAUAUUAAUAUGUCAGAGUGCUCAUUUUUCGACCAUAUCCCUAAGAAACGAUGCGUGGUAAGUUUUUCAACUAUUAUUAUUAUUUUUUUUUAUCAUCAUUUUGUACCACACCUCAUACUACUACUUAAAUUAAACUUUAUUUUAUUUUAAGUCACCACCAUUAUUCCUCGAGUCUUAUGAUCCGCGUGACUUCAUGCUUACUGUAGCUGCAGAACACAGUGAACCCAGCGUCGAUUAUUCGCUCGGGUUUCAUGCCGGACAACAAUUUCCGUGGAAAUCACCCGAUUCAAGUCCGCCAUUGCAACAGUCUACGGAGGAGAUGUCGAGCUGGAAUUCACCGUCCAUCCUAAAUUUAUUAUCUGCACAAUUCCCCAACGAUAGAGAAAUAUUAAAUGACGCGCAAUCAUUUCAUUUGAGUGACUUUGAGUGGGAAGAUAUUCCACUUAAAGAAAAUACCCCACAUUGGAAAAAGAAAAUAAUAUCUGAAUUUAACACUAAAAUGUAAUAUAUUUAAUUUUAUGUAAAUAAAAUAUUAUUUUAUAGAA